Molecule: messenger RNA, 1245 nt
Organism: Medicago truncatula (barrel medic)
Lineage: Eukaryota; Viridiplantae; Streptophyta; Magnoliopsida; Fabales; Fabaceae
Product: TMV resistance protein N-like
Exons: 2
Coding region: 1-1245 (414 amino acids)
Biological process (GO): defense response; signal transduction
Molecular function (GO): ADP binding
Source: RefSeq, a predicted model, not a curated record
AUGUCUUCUACUACCAAUCCAAAGAGAAAGAGCUACGACGUGUACUUGGGUUUCUGUGAUGAAGAUGCGGGUUCUUUUGCUUUGGAACUCUAUACAGCUCUUAGUUCACAAGCUGAAAUCAUUGUUUUCUGGGACGAUUACAGGAUUGGAUUUGGAGAUCAAGAAGUACCAACCUCGGUGCUGAAUGUGAUUGCAGAUUCCAAAGUUGUUGUAGUCAUAUUAUCAAAGAAUUAUACGCAUUCUAGAUGGUGUCUUCAAGAAUUGGAGAAAAUAACCCAGUGUUACCGAACCAAAGAUGGUCCCGUUGUUUUACCUGUGUUCUAUGAUGGUGUCCAUUCCCCCAGUAGAAUAUUGCAGGAAGAUAUGUAUGGAGAGGCUUUUCAUGAUUUUCUGGAUAGAAUUUCAAUGAAGGAGAAAACCUCUUCCGAAGAUGAAGACAAGUUCAUGAGUUGGGUAGCAGAAAUCAGCAAUGAAGCUUCCAAAUAUGCUGCAUUAGCUUUUUUACGAUAUGGACCAAAUCAGAACAGAGGUGAACAUAUAACACAUGUAGUUAAAUGUGCUACUCUUAUUGUAAGCAAGAAAAGAGCCUCGUUCCAUAUAGAGAGCAUACACUCUCGUGCCCAAGAUGUGAUUCAACUAUUGAAACAAUCAAAAUGUCCUCUUUUAGUAGGGAUAUGGGGGAUGACAGGGAUUGGCAAAUCAACCAUCGCCAAUGUCAUUUAUCAUAAAUUUGGUCCCUUUUUUCAGGGGUUUUGCUUACUCAAAACAAUCAGCGGAAUUUGUAAAAAAAAAAUUCACGGUCUAACUUCCUUGCAAGAGAGUCUUGCUGAAUUUUAUAGCAACAAACUUUCAAUCGAGUCAGGAAAAAAUAUUAUAAAAAGAAGCUUUCAGCAUAAAAGAGUACUCAUUGUACUUGACGAUGUUGAUAAGUUGGAUCAGUUAAAAGUUUUGUGUGGAAGUCGAUAUUGGUUUGGUGCUGGGAGCAAAAUAAUCAUCACCACACGAGAUAGGCGUCUGCUUAAGCAGCAUGGAGUUGACCAUAUAUACAGCGUGAAAGAACUGAACGAACGUGAAUCUCUUGCACUUUUGAAUUGGGGUGGAUACAGCCUACCAACAAAUACUCAACAAUAUUUUGGUGAACCUUCUAGGGAAUUAGUUACUAAUUCUUGGGGAUUGCCUCUUGCUCUGGAAGAACUUGGGUUGUUUUUGAAUGGAAGGAAGCACUUCAGUGUAAGAAUGUGUUGA